Messenger RNA from Phymastichus coffea, 840 nucleotides. RefSeq lists its product as uncharacterized. The annotation marks the transcript as partial. Lineage: Eukaryota; Metazoa; Arthropoda; Insecta; Hymenoptera; Eulophidae. The transcript has a single exon. The record is from RefSeq and is a predicted model, not a curated record.
AUGCACAACGUUGAAGAUUAUGAGGUAAAACAUUUGACCUUUUUCGUUAAGUCACUACCAGAAUCAGAUGUGAUACAAGAUAUUGUGAGCGGUAUAACUUUUGAAGAAGAACUGAAUUUUUAUAAAAAUAUUAAGCCAUUAAUGGCUUUAAACUCCGAGAGUGAUCGAUGGUCACCUAAGUGUUAUUUAGCAGAAAACAAUGUUUUAGUUUUUGAAGAUUUACGUGCCCAAGGUUUUUCAAUGAAUUCUGAAAAAAUAAUGGACGAGAGAUUAUUAAAAUCGGCUCUCGUAGCAUUAGCCCGAUUUCAUGCAUCAACACUUGUGGCAGAAUCAAAACUAGGCAAGCCACUCAACGAAGCUUUCCCUGAAUUUUUAAAAGAAAAAAUUUUUGAUAAAAGUACAAUAUUUGGUCGAUCAACCUUAUUAGGUUUCAAAACUUUAGUUUCAAUCGCAGACAAAUUCAAUCUUGAUGCAAGCUUCGUGUUACCUCAUAUGUACGACUACAUUCACAAAAAUAUAAGAUCUCAAGAAGGAGAACUAAAUGUAUUGUGUCAUAGUGAUCUGUGGAAUAAUAAUAUAUUAUUUAAUGAAAACGUUGUUCCUGAGUGUAUUAUCGUGGAUUAUCAAAUGUUAAGAUAUACUACACCAGUUGUAGAUUUAAGUGCACUUCUGUAUUUUAAUACAACAUCGGAAUUCAGAAAAAAGUUUGAAUUUGAAAUGAUCCGUUAUUACUAUUCCAUAUUUCAAGAAACUUUAGGUCGAAGGAAUAUAAAAAUAAAAGUUCCAUCCUACGAAAUAAUCUUAAAUACUUAUACAAAAUACAGACUUAUUGGAAUGAUG